GCAGAGCCCUUAGCUGUCAGACAAAGAGUGACGCUCAGAGCCGGAGUCAUGGCGGCCAUAGAGGAAAGCCUGGCGACCGCUGGGGCGCUUGGGAGCCCAACAGCGCCGCCGGAGAAACAAAGUGAAGCCCACCCGAGCUCGGACCGGGCAAGUAAUUCUGCAGGUUUCUCUUCGAUUCCAGAGGCCUCACCUUCUGCCCCUGAAUCCUCCCGCCCCAUCGCCGCGGUCCCUGAGGUCCCUCCACCUCCCGUUGUAGCUUCGGCAGCACUUGAGCUGCCUCUCGGGCCCACGCCCCCGGGCCCUGCUCCCCUGGCCGACGCCGCUCCGCACUCCACCGCGGGCCCUGGAUGCUCCCGACCAGGCCCCGAGACGUUCCGCCAGCGCUUCCGGCAGUUCCGAUACCAGGACGCAGCGGGCCCGCGGGAGGCGUUCCGGCAGCUGCGGGAGCUUUCCCGCCAGUGGCUGCGACCCGACGUCCGCACCAAGGAGCAGAUCGUGGAGAUGUUGGUGCAGGAGCAGCUGCUCGCCAUCCUGCCCGAGGCGGCGCGGGCCCGGCGGCGGGGCCGCCGCACGGAUGUGCGCAUCACCGGCUGA
Molecule: messenger RNA, 594 nt
Organism: Chrysochloris asiatica (Cape golden mole)
Lineage: Eukaryota; Metazoa; Chordata; Mammalia; Afrosoricida; Chrysochloridae
Gene: SCAND1
Product: SCAN domain containing 1
Exons: 1
Coding region: 49-594 (181 amino acids)
Source: RefSeq, a predicted model, not a curated record